AUGGCAAACGUGAAUCCGCUGUCCAACCCCAAAGGAGUGAACCUGUGUCAGAAACCUGCUUUGAUCCAGUGUACUAAAUGCACAGUCACCUUCUACCGUGACUCGGACCAUCAGCGCACGGACAGGGUGGUCAUCCAUGAGCAGAUCUGCCAGCUGCUGCUCCCGGUGAGAACCGCUCUGCCCUUCAAGAGCCUGUGCAAGGAGAGGGAGCACCAGCAGGCACAGCUCCUGCAGAGACAGAAGCACCUGAUCGAGCUGACUCAGGCUGCAGCCCGGAAGAAGCUGUGCAGGGGGCGUCACGAGGAGGCGGUGCCAGCAGCCAUGCAGUGUCUGCACUACUCCAUAGUGGUGCACGGCCUCAGCACCCUCCCGCUCGUACUGUCCUACCUGCUGCUCACAGAGGCCAACAUAGGUACAGGUCACCUCCAGCAGGCAGAGGAGUACUUGUCUCAGGCUCAGUGGACUGUGCUAAAGAGAUCGGAGUGCAGCAGCUCCAUUCUCCACAAGCUGCAUGGAAAGCUGGGCCUGCUGUACGCCGCCAAGGGGGAGUUCGAUAAUGCCCUGCAGCACCUGGGAAAUGAUAUUUACUAUGCUAGUGAAGAGUUUGGAACCGACAGCAUCGUCACAUCUGGGGGCUACUUUCACAUGGCCAAUGUCUUCUUCCGGCAGAGCAAAAUGAACGUUGCGGACUCCCUGUACACAAAGGUAACAGAUAUCUGGAGCACUCGCCUGAGUCGGUUGGUGCAGAGUCCCUCUCAGAGUCCCAGCCUACCUUCAGCCAGCCCCGCCUCCCCUGAUGAAGCUCUGGAUAACGCUAAGGAAGCUGAGGCUGUCCAGAUGUUGAACGCUAUCUUUGAUAUCCGAGAGCAGGCUCAGAAACAGGACCCUGCUGCCCUUGCCAACGCCUCCUGCACCCUCGCCAUGCUCUGCUAUAUGCGCAAGGAUCUGGAUAGGAACCCUACAGGAUAACAGUGAGGCUGUGAGUGCCAGAGACCCACCCAGAGAGCAAUUACUCUGCAUCCUCCC
Polyodon spathula (Mississippi paddlefish) is the source of this 1026-nucleotide messenger RNA. Its product is annotated as zinc finger MYND domain-containing protein 12-like. Gene Ontology annotation, molecular function: protein binding. Lineage: Eukaryota; Metazoa; Chordata; Actinopteri; Acipenseriformes; Polyodontidae. The record is from RefSeq and is a predicted model, not a curated record.